GUAGCUGCUUAUAAGGUGUAGAUUUGAAACAAAAUUGAAAAUCAAUAUUGGUUGAGAGCAGAACUUUGAAGUUUGAAUCUGUGUCGUUUGGCUUUUCUGAGGCGUUUGGCUUUUCUGAGAAUUAAUCAAGCACCUUCAACCCAUAUUCUCAUCCUCUUUCACUUUUCAAUCUCAAAAUUCAGUUUCAGUUUCAAUUUCAAUUUGGUUCAUCAAUCAAUCAACCAAUUCCCAUCCUCAUGUCCGACGGAUAUUGGAGGUACGCCGCCGAAUCGCGGCAUGCCCCUUCCUCUAUCACCGGCAAGCGCUCCCGUUCCGACUUCGAUGUCUCUGGCGUUCAUGACUUGCCCAAUUACUUUCCCCAUGAUGAUGAUAGAGGAGGGCUACGUGUAAUUAGAGAUGCUGAGUCCCUUGAUGCAUCUUAUGAGAAUUACCUCCGUAGUGCGAUUUCAUCAUAUGGUUCGGGACAGUCCACUAGAACCAUUGGAGGGCGAGUUCCCAAUCGUACUGUUGACGAUUCACAUGUUGCAAAUAUUGGAGGAGUAGACAGGGGAACAAAUGCAAAAGACAAAAUCCUGGGGUUUAGUAGUGGAAGGGCCGACCGUUCUCUUCCACCUGAUGCUACAAGUACACUGUUUGUUGAGGGUUUGCCUUCUAACUGCACAAGACGAGAAGUAGCUCAUACAGAUAUUUUUCGUCCUUUUGUUGGCUACAAAGAAGUUAGGCUUGUUAGCAAGGAGUCAAGACAACCAGGAGGUGAUCCACUGGUACUUUGUUUUGUCGAUUUUUUGAGUCCAGGCCAUGCAGCAACCGCCAUGGAAGCAUUGCAGGGUUACAAAUUUGACGAGCUUGACCGCAACUCGGUCAAUUUAAGGUUUCAAUUUGCUCGGCGCUAUCCUGGUGCGAGGUCAGGUGGCGUACAUCGUGGCAAACGUUGAAUUAUGCAAUUACAGGAGUCACUCACGAUGGGGAGGUUAUGAUUAUGAUUUUGAGAGGCAAGUGACCAACAUUGCAGUCGAGAAUUACAGUUGCUUUCAUUAGGAACAAGUCGAUCAUUGUCGUAUUCGUGUGGGGAGUGCUCGCUAGAGAUUCAGAUUGUGCGUGUUUGAGAAAAAAUGUUUAAUUUAUUUACUAUAAGUUGCUUCAAAUUGUCUUAUGCGAAAUAACUUAUGACUUAAAUGGCUUUUCAUUGCUCUUUCGAAUAUAUUUGUCUACUAAUAAGAAGGAUGUUUUCCAUGUGA
Messenger RNA from Vigna unguiculata (cowpea), 1238 nucleotides. RefSeq names its product RNA-binding protein 1-like. The record is from RefSeq and is a predicted model, not a curated record. Gene Ontology annotation, molecular function: RNA binding. Lineage: Eukaryota; Viridiplantae; Streptophyta; Magnoliopsida; Fabales; Fabaceae.